Messenger RNA from Ictalurus furcatus (blue catfish), 482 nucleotides. Its product is annotated as collagen alpha-1(XII) chain-like. Bases 1 to 441 code for a protein of 146 amino acids. NCBI's taxonomy places the organism in Eukaryota, Metazoa, Chordata, Actinopteri, Siluriformes, Ictaluridae. The transcript has 6 exons. The record is from RefSeq and is a predicted model, not a curated record.
AUGUGUAUAAUGCCAUGUUUAAGGAUUAGUGUUGUCACUCAUAUUUUCUGCCAGGGACCACCAGGGAAUGAUGGACCUCGCGGACUUAAAGGUCACAUUGGACAGGAAGGUAAGGUGGGAAACAGAGGACUACAUGGAAUUGAAGGGCCAAUGGGCAAAAUUGGAGAUCCAGGUCCAAAAGGAUUUCUAGGCAACACAGGCAGCAGAGGUCCGGAUGGAGAGAGAGGUGAUCCUGGACCAAAAGGAGAAAGAGGUGCACCUGGAGACCCAGGCAUUAUGGGUCCUCAGGGGGAGAGAGGUCAGUCAGGCCUUACUGGCUUACCUGGGGUCAAAGGUCAACCAGGGUCUCCAGGUAGCCAGGGUGAAGAUGGUGAAGUGGGUCUCCAGGGAAUGAUCGGAAAGGAAGGCCCAAAGGUCAGAGCAGUUUAUAGCAGUUUAUGACUUUCAGGUGGAGCAAUAAGAGACAAAUAUCAUCUGGAAAA